GACUCCUGGACUUCUUGGCCACCCCUCCCUCCCUCACUCUCCCUCGUAUUCCCUUCAUCAAUACCUGAGCGAACAUGUUCUGGAAACUUUGAUUUCGCCACGCGCUGCUCGUAACUUCUAACUUGGGAAUCUCUUUCAUGUUUGACUUAUGAUUAAUACUUAGACCAAACAAGGAAAAAAAUAAAAACAACACUGGGAAGAAAAAAAAAAACUAGACGGACCUGUUUCUCCAGUCUAGCACAACAAGGGAGCCAUUGCCAAGCAAAGGGAGUUCGCGGAAAACGUUUUGUUUCAAUUACCGAGAAGCAAGUGUAACCUAUUGAAGAGGACUAGCAUUUAACAAGUAACCGGUGACCUUAACCUUUCUCAAUGGAGCUUAACUCACGGCUGGGCUCAGUAGAUUCAUUAGACCCCAAUGAUGAAGAUAUGCCAUAUAGUGAUGAUGAAACGGAGGAUGAAUUGGAGAGUCCACUGCCAAGAACUGAUGAUGAGCAAAACCGCGUUAAUCAGGAGACUGAAGACAAUCGGGUUCCUAGUAAAAAAGAUGGAAAUUGGAAAGUAAAGGCUAAUGACAGAAAUUUUCUUGAACUGCCAGAAUUUAAGAAAAAACACCUCUUCUGUUUUAAGAAGAGCAAAUAUGCGGGGAACGCAAUUAAAACAUACAAAUACAAUGCUUUGACUUUCUUGCCAUUGAAUCUUCUCGAACAGUUUAAGAGAGCAGCAAAUGCCUAUUUUCUUGCCUUGUUAAUUCUGCAGGUUAUUCCUCAAAUUUCAACAUUACCUUGGUAUACAACAUUGGUACCUCUUAUCCUAGUUUUGGGUAUCACUGCUGCCAAAGAUCUUGUUGAUGACAUUGCUCGUCACAAGAUGGACAAUGAAAUCAACAACAGAAAAUGUGACGUUAUCCAAAAUGAAAAGUUCACAGAAUCUAAAUGGAUGAACAUUAAAGUUGGAGAUGUAGUCCGACUGAAGAAAAAUGAUUUUAUUCCUGCUGAUUUGCUUUUACUGUCAAGUACGGAACCAAAUAGCCUGUGUUAUGUUGAAACAGCAGAAUUGGAUGGGGAAACAAACUUAAAAUUUAAGAUGGCACUGAAAGUCACAGAUGAACAUCUUCAACAGGAGAGUCAGCUGGCCAAAUUUGAUGCUAUGGUUGAAUGCGAAGAGCCAAAUAAUAGAUUAGACAAGUUCACCGGUACAAUGAUGUGGAGGAAUCAGAGUUUUCCAGUGGACAUGAAUAAUAUUUUACUUCGUGGCUGCAAAAUUCGCAAUACAGAUAUUUGUCAUGGGCUUGUCGUUUAUGCAGGUGCAGAUACGAAAAUUAUGAGGAAUGGUGGUAAAACCAGGUUCAAAAGAACCAACAUUGACUACCUGAUGAAUUACAUGGUUUACACUAUUUUUGGUCUUCUUAUUCUUAUAUCUGCUGGUCUGGCCAUUGGCAAUGCUUUCUGGCAAGAGCAAAUUGGUACAAAUGCUUGGUAUCUGAAUUAUGGAAAUAAUUACACUCCCUCUUACCAAGGCUUCCUAACCUUUUGGGGCUAUAUAAUUAUUCUCAACACAAUGGUACCUAUCUCUCUAUAUGUCAGUGUUGAAGUAAUCCGCCUGGGACAGAGUCAUUUCAUUAACUGGGAUUUGCAAAUGUACUAUGCCGAAAAGGACACUCCAGCAAAGGCUAGGACAACUACCUUGAAUGAACAGCUGGGACAGAUUGAAUACAUAUUUUCAGACAAGACUGGCACCCUCACUCAGAAUAUAAUGGCAUUCAAAAAGUGCCAUAUCAAUGGCAAAACAUAUGGUGGACAUUGCAGAGAGGACGGAGCCACAGUUGACAGAAUUCAUCCUGUUGAUUUCAGUUGGAACAGAUAUUCAGAUGGAAAUUUCAAGUUUUAUGACCAUUGUCUGCAUCAGUCAAUUAAAUACGGAAGAGAACCAGAGAUAUGGGAGUUUUUCAAACUACUAGCUUUGUGUCACACUGUGAUGGUAGAGCAGAAUGAAGAGGAGCUUGUUUAUCAGGCUGCUUCACCAGAUGAAGGAGCGUUAGUCUCGGCAGCAAGAAACUUUGGUUUUGUCUUCCUGGCACGAACACAAGACACAAUCACAAUUAGCGAGAUGGGAAGUGUAAACACUUAUGAAGUUUUGGCAAUGCUGGAUUUUAACAGUGACAGGAAGAGAAUGUCGGUAAUUUUAAGAUUUCCUAAUGGUAAAAUUAGACUUUACUGUAAAGGAGCAGAUACUGUAAUCUAUGAACGUUUGCAUCCUGAUGCAAGAAAUAUAAAAGACACCCAGGAGGCACUUGACGUUUUUGCUAAUGAGACCCUCCGAACACUCUGCCUCUGUUACAAAGACAUUGGAGAAGAAGAAUAUGAGAUAUGGGACCAUAAGCACAAAGCAGCCAGUAUUUCCAUGGCUGACCGUGAAGCAGCACUUGAUAAAGUCUACGAAGAAAUUGAAAAAAACCUAUUUCUUAUUGGAGCAACUGCUAUUGAAGAUAAGCUCCAGGAUGGAGUUCCUGAAACAAUUGCUAAGUUGGCAAGGGCAGAAAUAAAAAUCUGGGUUUUAACUGGAGAUAAAAAAGAAACUGCAGAAAAUAUUGGUUAUUCCUGCCAACUUCUGGGUGAUGAUACUGAAAUCCAUUAUGGAGAUAAAGUCAAAGAGCUUCUAAACAUUAGACAAGAAAACAGAAGAAACAUGGAAGUGGUCACCACAGGAAAUCAAAAGAGAUAUGAUCCUUUUUUUCCAGAAAAUAAAAAAAAUGCUUUAAUUAUUACUGGGUCUUGGUUGAAUGACAUUCUUCAUGAGAAAAAGAAAAAGAAGAAGAAAUUGAGGUUGAGACGACCAAAGUCUAAAGAAGAGGAAUUUAGUCAACAAGAAGUCAAGCACAAGGAAGAUUUGUUAAAAGAGCAGUUGCAGUCUGAUUUUGUAGACAUGGCCUGCGAGUGUAGUGCUGUUAUCUGUUGCAGAGUUACACCUAAACAGAAAGCAAUGGUGGUGAAUCUUGUUAAAAAGUACAAAAAAGCUGUUACACUUGCAAUUGGUGAUGGAGCCAAUGAUGUAAACAUGAUAAAAACUGCUGACAUUGGAGUUGGAAUUAGUGGACAAGAGGGUAUGCAGGCAGUCAUGUCCAGUGAUUAUGCCUUUGCCCAGUUCCGCUUUUUGGAAAGACUGCUCUUGGUUCAUGGAAGGUGGUCUUAUAUUCGGAUGUGCAAGUUUCUUCGAUAUUUCUUCUACAAGAACUUUGCCUUCACUUUGGUUCACUUUUGGUAUUCAUUUUUCAGUGGGUUUUCUGCACAGACUGCCUAUGAGAAUUGGUUUAUCACCUUAUACAAUGUUUUGUACAGCAGCCUUCCAGUUCUUCUUGUUGGUUUACUUGAUCAGGAUGUGAAUGACAAACUAAGUCUCAGGUUUCCAAGAUUAUAUUUGCCUGGACAAAAGGGACUGCUUUUUAAUUACACAAAUUUUUUUAUCAGCCUUUUCCAUGGGAUUUUUACUUCCUUAAUAAUUUUCUUUAUCCCUUAUGGGGCCUUCCUUCAAACAAUGGGCCAAGACGGCGAGGCUCCAUCUGACUAUCAGUCAUUUGCUGUGACCACUGCCUCUGCUCUCAUCAUUACAGUUAACCUCCAGAUUUCUUUGGACACAUCAUACUGGACUUUUAUCAAUGCAUUCUCAGUCUUUGGUAGCAUUGCUGUUUAUUUUGGAAUAAUGUUUGACAUACACAGCGCAGGGAUUCAUGUCCUGUUUCCUGCAGCAUUUACAUUUACAGGAGUUGCUCCAAAUGCACUGAGACAGCCAUACCUUUGGUUAACAAUAAUACUGACAACUGGAAUAUGUCUGAUGCCGGUCAUUGCUCUUAAGUUUCUUUACAAGAUAAUAAAACCUUCAGAAGGAGAUAAAGUGCUAAAGAAUCGUAAGAAGUAUGAGAAAGAAGAAGCUCUUACAAGAAGACCAGUUAGUCUGAGGAGAGGAGGAACAGCCCGUAGGUCUGCAUAUGCAUUUUCUCACGGUAAAGGCUAUGCAGACCUCAUUAUUUCUGGACAGAGUAUACGUAGGAAACCACACGCACCAAGGCCAGCAGUUAUCAGAGGUGGAGAAUCCUCACUCGCCACCCAAACAAGCUGAACUUUUUUAAGAUUUUUGCAAAUACUGACUUUUUAACCUUUGCACAGUGAACAUAUUUAAAUAUAUAUAUUUUUUUAUAGAAGGACUGUUCUUUUUCUCAGGACUUUUUAGAAUAAAGAUUUUCCCCUUACAAUUUGUAUUCUGAUAAACUGUUGAGUUCUCAGACUUCUGACAUUUUUAUUUCUGUGGUGUAAAUUAUUUUGCAUGUUUUUACUUGUUCACCUAAAGAUUUGGUGCUGAGGAUAUUAUGGUUCAAUGAUACUGCAUCACUUGUUAAGUUUUUUUUUUGUUACUAAAAAUUUUGGAAGCUGUGAUGAAACCAAUCUCUUUUCCUUCGGAGUAUGUUUUUGAAAGUUAUACUAGCAAAGCAUACUACCUACUUGUAGUAAAAAUAAAAAAGGGAACAGCAAAAGUGAGAUGUACAUUUUUACUAAGUAGUUGACGAUUCAUGUCUGUGUUUGAAUGUGCCACAAAAACAUUUUUUCCCACCUUUCAAGACCCAAAUUAUACAUCUUGUGUACUCUGUAAUGUGUACACAAUCAGAUUCAGUUUGCAAAUCUGGACAUUUAUUUAUUUGAAUACAUAGCAGAACUUUAGUUAAGACCAGUGUUCACUUUAAAGCCAAACAUUCUCACCACCUCCUUCAUAACUUUUAUGCAUAUUAGUACAGACAAGUUGAAAUAUCAGAAUUUGAUACUUAUUAAACACUUUCAGGUGAGUAAAUGCUUUAUUUUUCAAGACAUUUUGAUAAACACUAUCAUCACAUGUUUUAUUUGUGUGAAAUGUAUUGUUUUUAAUAUUUUGGAUUCUGUAUUGAAUCAGUAGACAAUGUUGGUUGCAUAUUUACCUUCUACUACAAGAACUCCCCCUUCCAACCAACCCCCUUGGUUUAUAUACAUGUUACAGUCAUUUACAGAUGAAAUAAAAUGAAAAAGGAAAGCUGAAUAAUGUUUUAUUUACAAACUGCCAUUUAUUUUGUGGAAUUAGAGAUGCAAAUGAUUCCUCAUACACUGUACAUUGUAUGGAGUCCAUUUUAAAAUGUUUUUAAUUUUGAAGAUGAAAUAAACAAUAUGAAAAUCCUG
Molecule: messenger RNA, 5195 nt
Organism: Polypterus senegalus (gray bichir)
Lineage: Eukaryota; Metazoa; Chordata; Cladistia; Polypteriformes; Polypteridae
Gene: atp8b1
Product: ATPase phospholipid transporting 8B1
Exons: 28
Coding region: 370-4113 (1247 amino acids)
Biological process (GO): phospholipid translocation; Golgi organization
Cellular component (GO): plasma membrane
Molecular function (GO): ATP binding; ATPase-coupled intramembrane lipid carrier activity; ATP hydrolysis activity
Source: RefSeq, a predicted model, not a curated record